GGAGCUACGUUAAGUCAACAAACGUAACUAGUUAAGUAGAGUGAUAUCGGAAGUUUGGCGAUUGGAAUUUCAAAAUAAUUUACAUUAAAUAGCAAAAUAACCAUUUAUAUUCAUGACAGUGUUUUUUAAUUCGAAAGUCUUAGCCGGAAGUUACUCUUAUUUUGUGGAUUUUUGACAGAAGUGGUAUCUAAAAGUGGCAAAGAAGACUCAAGCCUGCAGUUUCUUGAUAGUAUAGCUAACUUACAACUAUGAACCUGCAGUUUAAAGACACCGACGUGGCUGAUGCAGUCGAGAAGCUUAAGAAGAAAUAUUUGGAGAGGAGGAAACAGUUGCCCCCGUCAGAAGACAUUACCUCAGGAGCCAGUGACGAGGCAGUACAAAGGCUCAUUGUGGCCAACAGGUCCAAUCCAACAAGCAAAGAAUUGAAAUGCUACAGCAAAGCUUUACAUGAGCUGUUCAAAGCAGUUACCAACCAUCCUGACCAGUUUGGCAGUGAUCAUAGUCUGCGUGGCAGUAAUCAGGACCUGAGUGGGGACUUUACAGCUGCCCCACUUCACGACUCUCAGGUGCUGUUCACAGAAACAGAUGUGACCUUGCCUUCCUGUCUGGAUGGUAGCCCUGGGUCCCAGGAAACUGAGACUGACGGGAAGUUUCAGAGAGCUUGCCAACUCCCUGACUCGCGCCGUUCCUCUUCCUUAAUACUAGCAAAGGUGUACCAGGAGAUGAUGACCAUCUACGAACAACUAAAGGCAGAGCGACAAAGCCAGCAGCAGUGGGAGAGGGAGCUGCAGGAGCGGGAGAGGAGGCUGAAGCAACAGGAGGAGGCUUUUGGGAGGCUGGCCGGGCUGGAAGAGAUGCUACACAGUCGCAUACUAGCUGUAGAGGAGAAACACCAGCAAGAGCUGAGCCAGCUGCAGGAUCUUCUUCGAGAGAGGAGCAAAGAAAACAGGAGGCUCAAGUCCAGCUAUGACAUCAUCAAGGAGCUGAAUGACAACAUGAAGAAACAGUUAAAUGAGAUCAAUGAACAGAACAAGAAGUUGGAGAGCCAGUCCAAGAGGGUGCAGGCCCGACUUGAGAACCUACAGAGGAAAUACGAGCACAGCAUAACAUCAAGAGGCUGUCAAAAAGUGAGUGUUAAGAGCACCGAGUGUAUUAAACCAUCCAAAAAGGAGAAAACUGCUGCCUCUGGAAAACCCAGCAACAAGGGCCGCUCCAGUCCCACCCCACUAAAGCUCCUGGCCCUCCUACUGGACUGGACACUUGAUGGACAGACGUUCUCAUCAGUAGCAGGAAAUGAAGGGAAGGGUGUCGGCCAGUGUCUGCCUCCAGAGGUCGUACUCAACGAGAGAUGUCUUAAGGUGCUGCCGUUAUUAGCUGAUCAGCUUCAUCACGCUCCGUUAUCAGAACCUGACCUCCUCCUCAACCUUCUUCGCCUCAUCUACUGGGCUUUGAGACACAUGGACAGUACACAGCAUGUAGCACUAUCUACCACUCUGCGGCGGAUAGGAGAGGAAGCAUCAAAGCCCCCAGCCCAGUUAACAACGUCUCAGUCUGAAGAUCCAGACCUGCCCAAGUCCUGCAGGAGCUGGCCCCUUUACCGCAGCCCCUGUCCCUGCACACGUAUCCUCUCCACCCUCAUCAUCCUCCGCACUGUCACACAAGCUGAUGUGCUGGCCCAGGUUCUGGAGAGUCUCCAUACCGAGCUGAUGUCUGAGGAGAGCCGAGGCCUUUUCAUCCACUAUGGAGGAGUGUGUGCACUGCUGUCGAUGCUGCGAGCUGGCCGUGGAGGUCUGCACACACCUGUAGACAUCCUUAUGCAGCUAACUGAACAGUCCCGCUACUUAAAUUCCUUCCUGGAGGCAUGUAGCUGUGAGGAGUUUUUCCGAACGGCCUCCCAGCUUCUUAAAAACCCUCGUCUGGAGCUCCCGUCGCUGGAGAAGCUCUCCAUCCUUCUCCAGAAGCUCUCCAGCAUCAGGAAGAACCGUCGUCUGUUUGAACUGUCCUCCCUCCACCUCCAGAUACAAGAACUUAAUCACAAAACCAACCACACACACACCUUCCUCUGCCUCAAUCUCAGGUCCAUCCUCCACAACCUUAAAUAACACACACAUACACUCACAUGUGUUUCUCUGCCUCAUGCUAGAUUCAAGGUCUCUUUAAAAAUUCAGAUUUCCCAGUUCGGAUGAAGAUUACUUGCCUUGUAUUUCAGUACUUCAGUACGUUGCUUGAUCUUCCAUGUGUGCUCAAACUAUAAUUAUCAUAUUUCCAACUGUACAGUACUUCAAGGCUCCACACUGCUCUGCCUCAAAUAACAUAUGCAGAAGCACAUUCUUUAUUUAUACAGUGAUGUGUUUUUGAAGUUCUUUUGUCUGUCAUAAGUACUUUUUAGUGUUGUGUAUGUUUUCCCUUUUGUGACCCGUCUGUUUUUAUGUUCCAUAGUUUUAAUCUGAUGUGCCCCCCCCCAGUUUUUUAAUGGGUGUCUGAUGUGCUCAGAGGAAGAGAGGCUGUGACUGUGAAGCUUUUUAAUGACAAUAAACAAAAAGAACUGAAGGACAUUAAGAUCGGACUGCAUAUGAAAUGCUGAAAUCCAUAUGUUUUGUAUAAACUUGUCUUAUUUGUUUGUUCCAGAGCAUGGGUGGGUUGAUGGGAGUAAUGGUCUCAGGAUGGGACACACUGGUGGUGUUGGUUGAUGGAGGAGAUUGGACGGACUGGAACAAUUACAGCUGAUAUUUAAAACGUGCUCAUUGAAAACCGCUCGGAAGUGCUUGGCUGGUCUGAACUGAAAGAGGAGUGCAUCCAAUUUUUUUUGUCCCCUAUAGCAUCCAAAUUCCUAAAUUUUACAGCAUGAUAGUUAUUGUGUGAAACACUGUUUUGGUCAGGGUUUGAACAUAGUGAGUUUGACAAAAUAUUUGCUGGAUAUUGGAUCACAUAUUUGUUGUAGUAUAGUAUAUAUCUAUAUGAAUAUAGAUUACAGUAUACUUGUACACUAGCUGUCUAUGUAAGGCCCUUAAGAUUCAUCAUCUCGUUUUCAAGAAGGUUCUGACAACUCAUUACAUUUUACCAACUACUGGGUAGUGCAUACCAAAAAAGAAAUGUGAAAAAUAAUAAACAUAAUUAGUAACAAAAUCGUUGUCAUGACAUUAAUACAUUAUUAUAAAAAUGAACAUGAGCAGCAAGAGCAACUAGAUUGAUGAAAGGGAGCCUUUAAUUCUCUUUCACCCAUUUCAGUAGAGACUGAUGGAACAAAAAGGCAAAGCUGACUGAUUUCAGUUGUUUUGUAACAUUUUACUCAGGUUUCACAUAAGUAUGCAUUCAUCUUUAUUAAUCAAGACUAAUUAUUAUGCUUGGUUUAGGGCUGCAGCCAUCGAUUUUUGAUUAAUCAGUGAAUUGCUUGAAAAAACCACCUGCUCAAGAAAACAUUCAAGAAAAAGAUGUUUGAAAGGAAAUGUUCUGCCACAAUACAUGCAACCUGUAAAGUUAAAGUAAUUCCUUGAGCGAUUGCAGACACUUGGAACAUGUCUGCAUUACAGUUAUAGUAGAUCCACUGGUGGUUACACAUGUUGAGAUGUGGUGAUAUUAGAGUGAAAUGUAAAAAUUACUAUUGUACAGUCAAAAUACAAUGGAAAAUAUCAGUUUUGGAAAUCAGACGAAUUUACAGCAUCAUGCAUCCCUAAAACAAGCAGAGCCAUUACAGUAUGUUCACUAUAUUCACUUUUGAGCAUUUUCUUAAACCGUGUUUUUUGUUCUGAUCAGUUUGGAAGCUUAUGUUCAGCCUAUGUUCAGCUGUGAUAAAGGUUCAGGACUGAGCUGUAGUUUAUAGUUUAGCCCAUUUAAUGAUAUGGAAUGUUAUUACCCCAAAUGACUUUGGUUUCUAACCACUUGUGUUAUUACGUGGCCGGCACCAGAGCACAUGCAAGAACAGUGUUAAAAGUUCAGUUUAUAUACAAAGUUUAUAUACAAAAUGACUGGAAAACGAUUUAAUUCUAUUGCCCUUUUAAAAAUGAUUGUGCUGUUGUAAAUAAGUAGUAUAAUUUUAAUCUCCACUGGGGGUGAGACUAAAUUGCCAGGGCACAGAUAUAGAGACCAGAAGGGGGAAAUCCCCCUCCAUCCUACUGAGCAAAUGACCCUGGUCCCUGAUUAAGUUUUAGCCUACGUUUAAAUUAUUUUCUUGCUGAUGUUUUUACUACUUCACCAACUGUCAAACAGAGGAGAUUAUGUCCUAGAUAAAAGAGGAGGUCAUAUCUUGAGGAGGAGAGUGUUUACAUUGUUUUCCCAUUGAGGCUGUUGUGAAUUUUGUUGCAUCUGGAUGAUAUCAAAUGGAAACAUCAGGCUUUAUGAUCAACAGCAGAACACACAACCACAUAAACACUCAUCCUGUGACCACCAUUCUUCACCAAGCCACCCAGGGAACAUGUGCAGGUCCGACCCUGAACCCUCAGAAAUCCAAAAAUCUGUUUGUCUUUUGUCACUUCUAGUCAGAUGCAGUGAGGUUAGUACAAUUACUCAAGAUCAUCAUAUUAUCACCAGCCGUUUCUUCCGCAUCCAUCUCUUCUGCCUCGGAGCAUGCUGGCUCUCCGGAUAGAGUACAAAUUGACUGUGAAGCCACCUAUCACUUUCUUUCUCUAUCAACUCAUCUUUUGCUUUGGCAAAGCUGUAAUAUGGAGCUAUUGAGCGGCACGAUAACGCAUGACAGCUGAUCAGAGCUGCACCCUUCACUGGCACUAGUACGAAGUACAGAUUUGAGGUACUUUGAGUAUUUUCUUUUCAUGCUACUUAAUACUGUACUUUUUACUCCACUACACUUUUUUGACAGAUUUAGUUUAUAUAUUAUACUUUAUAAAUUAAGAUUAAGAACCGAACAAUCAAUCAAAUAGAUUACUCAAGAAAAUAGCAAGCCAAUUAAUCCAUAAGAAAAAUAAUUAGUUGCAGUCCUAUAUAAAAUAGUUUAAAAAAAUCAACUCCACCUCAACCAACUACAACAGCAAAAUUCUGCUUACAAAUAAAUGCAUCAGUAAUAAUAAUCUAAUGAUAUAUAAUAGUUUUACAAUCACAGGGGCCAUUUUUCCUUAUUGAGUACUUUUACUUUUAAUACUUUAAGUAUAUAGUUUUACUCAUGUAACAUUCAAUGCAGGACUUUUACUUGUAAUGGAGUGUUUGAAAGUGUGGUAUUAGUACUUUUACUUAAGUAAAGGAUCUUCCUCCGCCACUGCGGAUUACCAAUCAAGCCAUCUUUUUCAUGAGCACUUGGUAGUUAGGACAUACAGAAGGUGUAAGGCUGUGUUCACACCCAGUGAUGUAGUUUAAAUGAACUCAGGCACAGUCCUGUUUGGCAGAUAUGGCAAAUAAAAUUGUCCUAAUCUCAA
Molecule: messenger RNA, 5363 nt
Organism: Siniperca chuatsi (mandarin fish)
Lineage: Eukaryota; Metazoa; Chordata; Actinopteri; Centrarchiformes; Sinipercidae
Product: coiled-coil domain-containing protein 138-like
Exons: 15
Coding region: 249-2102 (617 amino acids)
Source: RefSeq, a predicted model, not a curated record